GACCUGUCCUUCAUCCAGGUCAUCAACGUGGGCCGGAGCUUCCUGGUCAACAGGGUGCAGGACUACAUCCAGAGCAAGAUCGUGUACUACCUCAUGAACAUCCACGUGCACUCUCACUCCCUCUACCUGUGUCGACACGGAGAGAGCGACCACAACGUGGAGGGACGCAUCGGGGGCGACGCAAUGCUGUCUGUUCAAGGGAAAAAGGUACCCGACUUCUCCUUUUAAGUAUAUCAAUACAAGUACAGUACCAUUGCACAACCUCUUGCUAUGUUGCUCUGUAUUCUAUGUACACUGAGUGUACAAAACAUUAAGAACAUCUGCUCUUUCCAUGACAGACUGACCAGGUGAAUCUAGGUGAAAGCUAUGAUCCCUUAUUGAUGUCACCUGUUAAAUCCACUUUGAUCAAUGUAGAUGAAGGGGAGGAGGCAGGUUAAAUAAGUAUUUUUAAGCCUUGAGACAAUUGAGACAUGGAUUGUGUAUGUGUGCCAUUCAGAGGGUGAAUGGGCAAGACAAAAUACUUAAGUGCCUUUGAACGGGGUAUGGUAGAAGGUGCCAGGCACACUGGUUUGUUUCAAGAACUGCAGCGCUGCUGGGUUUCUCACACUCAACAGUUUCCCGUGUGUAUCAAGAAUGGUCCACCACCCAAAGGACAUCCAGCCAACUUGUGGGAAGCAUUGGAGUCAACAUGGGCCAGCAUCCCUGUGGAACGCUUUCGACACCUUAAAGAGUCCAUGCCCCGACAAAUUGAGGCUAUUCUGAAGCAAAAGGGGGUGCAAUAUUAGGAAGGUGUUCUUAAAUCACUUAAUCACUGUAUGACAUCAUCUCUCUCUUACAUACACAAUUAAACCAUUAAACCUACUAUGUCUAUUCUAAUCCUCUCUCAGUUUGCUGGAGCGCUAAAGGGUUUUGUGGAGGAGCAUGGUCUGUCAGACCUAAAGGUGUGGACCAGCCAGCUGAGGCGGACCAUCCAGACUGCUGAGGAGCUCGGGGUGCCCUACGAGCAGUGGAAGAUACUCAACGAGAUUGAUGCCGUCAGUACCACAGUGCACUAGUGACCCAUAGACAAAACAUGGUAGUGGUUACAUUGUUAAAUAAUGAUUGUCUUUUAAAAUGACAUAUUUCUGUGUCUCUCAGGGUGUGUGUGAGGAGAUGACCUAUGAGUUAAUUGAGGAAACCUACCCUGAGGAGUUUUCCCUGAGAGACCAGGACAAGUACCACUACCGCUACCCAGGAGGAGAGGUAAUUCUUCCUUUCUUCUCUACAGAGAUCUGGCCUAUUCAUCUGAAUCAUUGAGCUCAGUUUGUCCCUCUCCUCUCUCCAUAGUCCUACCAGGACCUAGUGCAGAGGUUAGAGCCGGUCAUCAUGGAGCUGGAGAGACAAGGCAACGUGCUGGUCAUCUGCCACCAGGCUGUCAUGCGAUGCCUGCUUGCUUACUUCCUGGAUAAGAGUGCAGGUACAAACACACAAAUUCACUUCUAUAAAUAGAUAUGGAGAUGCACAGAUGGACACACAGCCCUGUGUUAGGAAACUCAUUUACUUUGGCUAGGAUACAAACACACACCUCUUAGCUUACUUAUGCUUAUUUUGAGUAGAAAAACACUUGCUCAUGUUCAUCCUGGAUGAAACGGGACAGAAAUAAAAGUUGAGGCUAAACAAUGUCACAUUGCCCUCUUAAAAGGUCUGCCAAGUCAGGAGCAAAAGUGGUUUGUGCCUAAAAUAGCAUUUUAAAGGCUAGUAAAGCCACAGUCUGCCACAGCUCGCCCACACUGUGACUGGGAAGUGGGCACUUCUGGCUGUCACUGCCCGAUCCCAGAUGUCAUGAAAGGGAAGUAAUGCAAUCUAUUGAGUAAAGAUAUAAUCUAAUCUAAAUAUAAUCCCUGAAAAAUAAAUAUGUAUCAUUAACUGUGUUGUGUGUCAUUUAACUGCAUAAGAUUGAGUUUUCUUGAGAUGAUUCAUAGAUCUCACGUGUAAUGUUCCAAGUGAAGUCAUUGUGUCAUUUUUGUUUCUGUUGGCACAGAUGACCUGCCCUUCUUGAAGUGUCCCCUCCACACGGUUCUAAAGCUCACCCCUGUGGCUUAUGGUAGGAUAUCUCAUCCAAGACUACCCUGUCUCAGACACAACAUAUUUCUCUCUCCUCCCGCUCUCAGGUUAACAUUGACUGUUAUUCUCUCCAUCUCUCGGCCAGGUUGUAAAGUGGACAUGUUUGACCUGAAAGUGAAGGCUGUGAACACUCACCGGGAUAGGCCAUUAGUGAGUUGCUCUCCUUGUCAUAUCUCUAUUCAAUCUACUGUGUGUAGGUUUAUUUCCUGUAUCAUUGAAUAUCCCUUUGAGCAUGGUGAAGUUAAUAAUUACACUUUGGAUGGUUUAUCAAUACACUCAAUCACUACAAAGAUACAGGCUUCCUUCCUAACUCAGUUGCCGGAGGGGAAGGAAACCGCUCAGGGAUUUCACCAUGAGGCCAAUGGUAACUUUCUUGGCUCUAAAAAUUAUGGUGGAUCAACAACAUAGUAGGUACUCCACAAUCCUAACCUAAUUGACAGAGUGAAAAGAACGAAGCCUGUACAGAAUACAAAUAUUCCUAAACAUGAAUCCUGUUUGCAACAAGGCACUAAAGUAAUACUGCAAAAAAUGUAGCAAAGCAAUUCACUCCUUGUCCUGAAUACAACGUGUUAUGUUUGGGGCAAAUCCAAAAACAAAUUACUGAGUACCACUCUCCAUAUUUUCAAGCGUAGUGGUGGCUGCAUCAUGUUAUGGGUAUGCUUGUAAUCAUUAAGGACUGGAGAGUUUCAGGAUAAAAAAAAAAAGAAACGGAAUGGAGCUAAGCACAGGCAAAAUCCUAGAGGAAAACCUGGUUUAGUGCGCUUUCCACCAGAAACUGGGAGAUGAUUUCACCUUUCAGCAGGACAAUAACCUAAAACAUCUACACUGGAGCUGCUUACCAAAAAAACUGUGAAUGUUCCUGAGUGGCCAAGUUACAGUUUUGACUUAAAUCUACUUGAAAAUCUAUAGCAAGAUCUGAAAAUGGUUGUCUAGCAAUGAUCAACAACCAAUUUGACAGAGCUUAAAGAGUUUUGAAAAGAAAAAUGGGCAAAUGUUGCACAAUCCAGGUGUGGAAAGCUCUUACAGACUUAACCAGAAAGACUUACAGCUGUAAUCGCUGCCAAAGGUGCUUCGACAAAGUAUUGACUCGGGUGUGAAUACUUAUGUAAAUGAGAUAUUUCUGUAUUUAAUUUUCUAUAAAUUUGCUAAAAAUGUCUAAAAACAUAUUUUCACUUUGUCAUUAUGGGGUUUUGUGUGUAGAUUGGUGAGAGAAAACAUAUAUUUAAUCCAUUUUGAAUUCCGGCUGUAAGACAACAAAAUGUGGAAUAAGUCAAGGGGUAUGAAUACUUUCUGAAGGCACUGUAGUUCUGGUGUGAACAGACCACAGUGUCUCAGUGUGUUAACCAGAUGUCCCUGGUGGUGUGGACGUCACACUCAUAAACAUGACCACACUGCCUUUUCCUGAGCAUAGCCCUGUUAAAUGGAGGAAGAAUAACAUGUCUGGGAAAGGAACCGCAACAGCGCCUUCAAUCUUCUGUUUGUUCCAGCAGGAUUGUUUUCACAAGAAGUGUAGCAAGCAAGACACACACAUACACACACACAGUGAAACACAAUUUAUUUCUCUCAGAUUCAGAUUCUCCUUCUCUUUCCUCCAUCCUCUCUAACCAGGCGAAAGUCCGUAAUGACGUCGAUCCCACCACAUUCCUCCGAAGGAACAGUUUCACCCCGCUGUCCAGUCACGACCAGGUGAAGCGACCGCGCCUCUACAGCGCUGGCAACCCACCUCAAUCUCGACGCCCCCUGGCCCCCUUUCUACCCAGCAUGCAGUCCUUCGAGGACCCUGAGGGAGCAGAGUUUGCACAAAGC
Coregonus sp. 'balchen' is the source of this 3909-nucleotide messenger RNA. NCBI's taxonomy places the organism in Eukaryota, Metazoa, Chordata, Actinopteri, Salmoniformes, Salmonidae. The record is from the annotation of a GenBank genome assembly.